GGAUCUUCUAUUAUCAGCUUCGACUAUUUGUACAUUUGGGACACAAAGAAUACCCUUUACUCGUCCGAUUCAAUGUGCAUAAUCACGACUUUCAGGGUACAACUCAUAAGCGAACAAAAUCGGAAAAGACGGUCGAAAUCAAUCCCCUGCAGUAGAUCAUAGGAGGGCCCACCCUUACAACGGCCAUCUCUUGUCCUCCUCCGAAAAACUUCUUCAUUUUAACUCGAUUCGUGGGAAUUACAGGAGAAAUCAACUCUACAACGAUCGUGUUUAUACACCAAUUUUGUGCUCCAAAUAAUUAUUGUUCUCUCUUAUCGAUAUGGCGAAGGCGGAGGCUUUCGAGGCGGCGGUGGAAGACGGGCUGCACCUCUCUAAGCGAGUGUACUUCGGCAAGGACAGGGCGGUGGCGCCUCCUAAGCCUCCGACGGCUAUGGAGAGAGCCGCCGGCCUCUCCUUCCUACCAAAAUCCCCGAUGCUCUACGCCGUGAUCAUCGACCCUGCCGUGGUGGACAAUCCCGACAUGCCGAGCUACCAGCCGCACGUGCACGGCAGGUGCGACCCCCCGGCCCUGAUCCCGCUCCAGAUGAAUGGGGUCUCGCUCGAGGUCGAUUGCUUCCUGGACACAGCCUUUGUCACGCUGAGCGGCACGUGGCGCGUGCACUGUGUCAUGGGCAGCCGCAGUUGUGAUUGCCGUCUCGCAGUUCCCAUGGGCGAACAGGGUUCAAUUCUAGGUGUUGAGGUUGAGUUACCCACAACAAUAUAUAGCACUGAACUUGUUGCCGUGGAGAAUGAAAAAGGAACGGAAAAGACCACAAAAACUGAAGAUGGAGGAUUCUUGAAAUCUCAUAUAUACACUCUCAAGAUUCCACAGGCAAGCUCACAUUUCCUAUCUUUCAUUGAUGGAGGAACCAAUGUAUCGGUUAAACUGAGAUGGUCUCAAAAGUUACUGUAUCAUGAUGGAGAAUUGACCUUGAACAUUCCAUUUAGCUUCCCCGAGUAUGUAACUCCAGCUGCAAAGAAAAUCUCUAAACGGGAAAAGAUACAGUUGAAUGUUAAUGCUGGUCCUGGUACAGAAGUUCUGUUCAGAACAACUUCUCACCCUUUAAAGGAACGACAGCGACAAGCAGGAAAGCUGGGCUUCUUAUAUGAAUCUGAAGUCCUUUCAUGGUCAAACGUUGAUUUUGUGGUCACAUAUAAUGUAAGAUUUUGUUCGGAUACUUUCUAUUAUCUGCUGAAACUCUGUGACACCGAGAAGGAAAAGGAGAAGAAAAGGGAAAAUCACGCGACAAAUCCAAAUAAUUUAAAUUAUUGCAGAUGCAUGUUGUAUGCUGGAAAGGUAUCUUCAAGUCAUACUAAUGGUGGUGUACUAUUGAAUCCUUCAAUGGUACAUGAUGUAGAUCGUAGAAAUAUGUUCUGUUGCUACCUUUUCCCGGGAAAGCAGCAGAGUAUAAAGGUUUUCAGGAGACAAGUGGUGUUUGUUGUUGAUAUAAGUGGAAGCAUGAAGGGCGAACUACUUGAAGAUACCAAAAAUGCCUUAUUUUCAGCAAUUGCCAAGCUUGAUUCCAAAGACUUCUUUAACGUAAUUGCAUUCAAUGGAGAAACAUACUUAUUUUCAUCAUCCAUGGAAGCAGCAACUGCCAAAGCUAUUGAAAAUGUCACUCAGUGGAUCAAUAUGAACUUUGUAGCUGGUGGAGGCACAAAUAUUCUGCUUCCUCUAAAUCAGAUUAUUUGUGUCCCUGUCCCUGUCCCUUUCCCUUUCCAUGUCCCUGUCCCUGUCCCAGCAGUGAUUUUGGAUCCUCAUAUUCCAAUGACAUUGGAAGCGUCUGGUGAUGAUGCAAUCGGAGAUGAAGGUGAGGUGACCGGAUCGAGCGAGAGGGAGAUAGAUAGGGACGACGGCGUGGUUGACGAGAUUGAGAUAGAGACAGAGGGGUUGCGGCCGUGUGAAAAAAAAAAAUGA
This is a messenger RNA of Striga asiatica, 1957 nucleotides long. NCBI's taxonomy places the organism in Eukaryota, Viridiplantae, Streptophyta, Magnoliopsida, Lamiales, Orobanchaceae. The record is from the annotation of a GenBank genome assembly.